Desarmillaria tabescens is the source of this 708-nucleotide messenger RNA. RefSeq lists its product as uncharacterized. The transcript is spliced from 4 exons. NCBI's taxonomy places the organism in Eukaryota, Fungi, Basidiomycota, Agaricomycetes, Agaricales, Physalacriaceae. The record is from RefSeq and is a predicted model, not a curated record. Bases 1 to 708 code for a protein of 235 amino acids.
AUGUCUUUCGAAACUCUUCAUAUCCUCUGGCCUGCUUUGACUCCCAUGUUCUCGCCUGGGGCCACUCUUACGAUUCCAGCCAUGCAUCGUGUGCGACUACUGAAAGAGGUGGUGCCAGCAGCUGUUGGUAUUCUCAAGGCUGCCAGGGCGUGGCCCAACGUUGAGUAUCGAGGCUUCACCCUCAACCUGGCCUACAUGCUUUCUUUGGUGGCCAUCGAGAUUUCCAAGGAGAUGUAUGAUGAGCGGUGGGAGGAGUUGUUGUUGACUCCUCAUGAGGCGCCCUACCCCAAGUCAAAGAAAGGCAUGGUUUCCAUCAAGAAACCGCAAAAAUUCACUAAAGGCCAGACGGCAGGUCCAACUUCCAUGCCUGAGGAUAAGGAUGAUGAUGACAAUGCCGGUAACUCUCUUGACGAGGAGUUGGUAGUCGUUGCGAAACCUUUCCAUCCCCCUGCUUUGCAGGGAAGUCCUUCCAAGCAUACAAAACCUGGUCCCAAUCGUCACUCUGUUGCUGGUGCAUCUGUUCCUCUGCCUGUCGACUUGCCUGUUGGUGUAGUUGAGGAACAAGUUAUUUGUACUCGCAGAGAGAAGAGGAAGCGUGAGGCUGCAAUUGCCGCCGUGGAGUCUCAUGUUGAGACUUCAAAUGUUCGUGAUGAGAGCCCAGAGCUCCCGAAGAAGAUGACAAAACAGCACAUGGCACAGCUUGGUUGA